This is a messenger RNA of Spirodela intermedia, 2899 nucleotides long. NCBI's taxonomy places the organism in Eukaryota, Viridiplantae, Streptophyta, Magnoliopsida, Alismatales, Araceae. The record is from the annotation of a GenBank genome assembly.
AUGGCUGUGAUACGCGACAAGGGCGAGAUGAGGUCGUGGUCAAGGUCACGGAGGAAGGCGGGUGGUGGCCUCGCCCUGGUGCCCACCAUGGGCUAUCUCCACCGGGGUCACCUGUCGCUCGUGGAGGAGGCCAAGAAGCGGGCACAGUUCGCCGUCGUCUCCAUCUACGUGAACCCCGGCCAGUUCGCCCCCACGGAGGACCUCGACUCGUACCCCUCCGAUCUCCAGGGGGACCUCCGUAGGCUGGCGGAGAUGGGGGUCGAUGCCGUUUUCUGCCCCACCAACCUUUACGACUAUGGGGAAGGCCGCGGCGUUGUUGGCGAUGGGGAGAGGGAAAGUUUUGCUGGGGCUGGAAGUAUCGGCGGCGGGGACGUGGGCAGAGAGGGGAAGUUGUUGUCCUGUGUUGAGGACAGGGGCGGAGAGGGAGCAGGGCACGAGACCUGGAUCAGAGUAGAAAGAUUGGAGAAGGGGUUGUGCGGGAGUAGCAGGCCUGUUUUCUUCAGAGGAGUCGCCACGGUUGUGGCCAAACUGUUCAACAUAGUGGAGCCCGACGUCGUGGUGUUUGGGAAGAAAGAUUACCAGCAGUGGCGCAUCAUCCGCCGGAUGGUGAGAGCUCCGAUUCCUAUUCCCUCUCUCCCUGGUUUCCACUUUACGCGCUUUCUUUCAUGUCGACUCUGUUUCUCGAUUUCUGCAAUAGCUGCCCGUUUUUUUUUUCCCCUGCAAAUUUUUGAGAUGGAGCUGUGAAGAAAGAAAAUCCAGUGCGCCAUUUGUCGAUGCAUCUGAUUCUCUAUAUGAGCGAGUGAUCCGUUCGGCAUAAUCGCGAGCUUCAUAGAAUCAUCAAAAGCCAGUUCGACGCAGGAACUUGGAGCCUGAAAAGGUUUUCUGACCAUAUUCCACUCUUACUUCAACGUUUCAACGGCAGAUGGGAGGGCGCAGCCUGGGUCCUUAGUAUGCGAUGAUUCUGGCUCGACAAAACCUGCUACUGCUGGAAGCCAGGAUCUCGAAUGAUGAGAAUAUUAUGUUAGGAGAAGUAUUGUGACGUUUCUCUUCCAGAGAUUUAUCCCUUUUUCUUUGUUUGAAGCUCACCUGCUUCUCAAGCUUCUUACGGGUUCUUGCUUAUUUCUCCUUCGUAACACGUCUUACUUUAAAAUUAAAUAAAUUAUAUUCCAUGACUAUAUUCUAAUCUGUACUUUGAAAAAUAUUUUCCCAAACCUGUUCUUCAACUUGGUACCAGGAGGCUGUGUUCCUCUGCUCAUGGCAAGCAAUUUCUUCAAUUCCCUUAUUAAAUAUUGGAGGAAAAAUAAGUAAAUAGGCUUGAAAAAUACCAGAGGGGUACUUGUUUGUGACUCUGGAAACUGACCCGCAAAGUAUGCAGGAUCAAUGAAGGAUUGGUGUUGGCCCUUUUCUUUGUUUUUUCUAAUAAAUAUCUGUGCUUGAGAAAGAACAGAAAAAAUGUGAUCAUCGUUUAUUUACUUAUCUCCUUCAUCGUGCAAGCCCACAUUCUGCUCUUUAUCUCCUUCAAUUUGCCCCAUUUUGUGCAGCCUUUUGUGCCAUUUACAUCCAUUCAUAUGAAAACCAAUUUAAUCAGGCUUUGUUCUCCUCCAAUCCGGUCCCUACUCUCGAUGCUAUCUGACUUAAAACAUUUGUCCCAGGUUCGAGAUCUUGACUUUGCUAUCGAUGUCGUCGGUCUAGAAGUUGUGCGUGAGAUCGAUGGCCUCGCCAUGAGCUCCCGCAAUGUUCUCCUCUCGCCCACAGAGCGUCAACAGGUUUGCCCUUCUGUUGACUAAAUUUUAUGUCAACAGCGUUGGACUUUAUAACCAACUGGAUGUUAUCUGGGCAUGCAUUAAAACUUAGUCGAAGCCCCAUAGAAGCAAGGUAAGGCUCAGGCUUUGGGUGGUAUCAUCCAGGAUUCGACUCUCUUAAUCUAAUUGGUGUGAGAAACGAUAGACAUUGUGAUAUCCAUUAUAUUAUUUUUAUUGACUCAUCUUAUUAGACUCUAUACACCAAACAUGACAAUAUCUUCUCUCUCUCUCUCUCUCUCUCUCUCUCUAUAUAUAUAUAUAUAUAUAUAUAUAUAUAUAUAUAAAGUGUAUUUAAAAAAAUAUAUGUGGCUUGAAUGAAGACUUUGAAUAUUGAUAUUUAUUAUAAUGCCAUUGCAUCGUCCAGGAUUUACUCUACGGUGACAUUUUUUUCAACUAUCUUUCUCUCUCUCUCUCUCUCUCUCUCUCUCUUUUUUCCCGUUGUUCUUCUUGAUUGAAAUCACAUAUCAAGGACUGGUUGUUCAGGCCUUGUCCAUCAGUGAGUCCCUCUUGAAGGCAAAGGUCGCCGUUCAAAAUGGGGAAACCUCCUGCGAAGGCUUGAAGGCUUCAGUAACUCGGUCAAUAACUCAGGCGGGUGGUCGAGUUGACUACGCAGAGGUAAUUUUUUACAAAUUUUGGUGGGUUAUUUUUGUCUCAAUAAUUAUUUCUUCACAAAUUUUCGGUGCGACAGAUCUCUUCAUUGACAGUCUGAGGUUCUCUUUUAUCUACCUGGAACCGACCAUUUAAGUCCCAUUCUCUGAUAGCUAAUUAAUUAUUUUUCGACUCAUAUUAAAUUAUCAAGAAAUAAGACCUGUUACUUCCGUAGAGAUGAGUCUUCAGAUCCAUGGACGAAGAAUUAAAUAAUUUUUGUAUAUAUAUUUAAUAAUAGACAGCAGAUCAAGUGGGUGAGGAGAAUUCUCAUGCUCCUGGUACCUUUGUUACUGAGAAAAAUAAAAAAAUAAAAUCUUUCGUUAUUUCUGCAGAUUGUUGACCAGGAGAAUCUUGGAGUUGUGAAGAGAAUAAGGAGCCCGGUGGUGUUCUGCGUGGCGGCAUGGUUUGGAAAGGUGAGGUUGAUUGAUAACGUAGAGAUCAGCCUGUGA